Molecule: messenger RNA, 3005 nt
Organism: Anneissia japonica
Lineage: Eukaryota; Metazoa; Echinodermata; Crinoidea; Comatulida; Comatulidae
Product: protein mono-ADP-ribosyltransferase PARP16-like
Exons: 7
Coding region: 141-1130 (329 amino acids)
Biological process (GO): endoplasmic reticulum unfolded protein response
Cellular component (GO): endoplasmic reticulum tubular network; intracellular anatomical structure; membrane
Molecular function (GO): NAD+ poly-ADP-ribosyltransferase activity; kinase binding; protein serine/threonine kinase activator activity
Source: RefSeq, a predicted model, not a curated record
GUUGGUUUAGCUUUUGUUGGUAGGACACGUGUAUUUAGUGUUUUAAUAUUUGCCUAGGGUCUAGUAGGGCUGCAGUACAGUGUUUGGUGUUAUGUUGGCCCAAGGCCUUCUUUGCCUAGCACUGCAGAAGGAUCAAAAACAUGACUGAGGAAUUAAAGAAAAUACUUUUGCAGCGUAUAUCCGAGGAUCGCUUGGCGUGCGACGUGAUUUGGAGUCUCUUUUCUGCAGCAUUGUUUAGCUAUCGCCAUGACACUGUGCUCAGGCCAUUUCCAUCUGAUUUCAUAGACACUGAUAGAGAAAAAGAUUUCACAAACCUAGAAGCAGUUGCUAAAGAAAUACCAAAUCUGAAAUUGGUAUUAGAUGCAAUAAAAUCAAAUCAAAUUGCUGAGCAGGCUUGGCAGCUGUUGACAUGGGUGAUAGACACAAAAACAUUUAGGCUCAAAACACAAGACCAAGAACAGUUCCAAAAUAUUUUAGAAUUAACUGGUGCAGCCAGCUAUGAGGUGAAACCUGAUCAUGUGUUUGAGGUGGAAUACUGCGCAGCCAAUGAGGACAAAUUCAAUAGGCUGCGGCAGUCCAGAGACCUACUGUAUGCCUACCACGGAAGUCGUCUUGAGAACUUCUACUCUAUUUUACACAAUGGUCUUCACUCGCAUAUGAAUAAGACCUCUUUAUUUGGAGAAGGGACUUACUUAUCAAGUGACUUAAGCAUAUCAUUGCCAUACAGUCCAACUUGUAAAGGAUGGCAGAGAAGUCUACUUGGAGAGAGCUUAAGCUGUGUAGCAGUCUGUGAGAUGAUUGACCAUCCAGAUGUCAAAUGUCAAACUAAAGACUCAAAAUCAGGGUCAAAGGGCAGAACAUAUGCAGCUAAUAGCAUAGGUGGUGAGGUUCCACAGAAAUACUACGUCGUACAGAAUAACGAAGUUAUACGAGUCAAGUAUCUACUUAUUUUUGGCGGCAAGAAAGAUGGUCUCAAAGUAAGAUCGGUGGACAGAAGACCAAGAUGGGCAAUGUGGAUACGAAAGAAUUCUUUCUUAUUAGCGAUAAUUUUUUAUACUCUGGUACUAUUAUUUAUAGGUUUGUACAACUCUAAGAAUGCUAGAAAGUUCUUAAGAAAGUAUUUAUUAUGAAUCUGAUAAAUUUUUAUUUUGAAAAAUAUGUCUUCCUUAUGCAUGGCCUACAUUAUUAGCUACUGUAUUGCUAUCCAUAGAUAUUGACUCACAAGCAGUUCACAAGAUUAAUUAGAGUGAGCCUUUUUCAUUCUGCUUCAUUUUAUAAAAAAAUAUAUAAACAUCCUCAGCUCUCCAUUAUCUUAUUGGCUGAUGUAAUCCACAAACUGUAUAUACAUCCUCACUAACCUUAUUAAAAUGUGAAGUUCAUAUCCCAAGCUAGCCAUUCAGUGAUUGGCUGAUGUUAUGCACAACCUGAUUUAUAUCUACUUGCCCUUGCUGAUAUUAAUAAAAUGCAUUGUAACAGGCAUUGUAAUCUUCCUCAGCAGCCAUUUUUCUGAUUGGCUGAUGCAGUACAAAUACUUGCUGACAUAUUGGAAUGUACUGUAUACAUCUACAGCUCAACAUUUUGCAAGUGGCUGUGGUAAGACAUGUUGUUAACUUACAAGUCACAGUUCCUAGCCGUACGUAGAGUAACUAAACAAUCAAAUGUACCGGUAGUGAAUAUAUAUACCAUAUUACUGCGAAUACACGCCCGGCUUUGAAUACGCACACCCCUCGAAUAUUGUCCCCUCUAGAGCCUCAUUUGGAUUAACCACCUCCCUUGAAUAAACACCCAGGGGCCAGAGUAUAUAUGUAUCUAUUUUACUGCCAAAAUUUGUAAUUAGUCAGGGCAGAACAUUAUAUACGAAGUUCAUUGUAGACAUGCUUUAAUAUUUUUUAACUGAUAAUGGAAACUUUAAAUUAAUGAAAAUGUCCAAUGUAUAAAGUUUCCGAUAAGUCAUAGAGAAUAGUUUAUUGCUAGGAAUUCCAUGGACAUUUAAAGAACAAAUAAUUGUACUGUAUAUACAGUAUGUGGUUACAUAUAUUAUAUUAUUAUAAUUCAGUCACUAAGUGUUUUUUUUCAUUGUUCUAAUCCAGAAGCGACUGAUUGCUUAUGGUGAUGUGAUGCUCACUUCCGCCCACCCAGUCAUCCCCUAUUAGAAUCCUUUGUUCCCCCCCCCCCCCCCUCAAUUUUAAUAUUCCUAGAUACGCCACUGAUUUACUUUAACUGCAUGUCACAGAUUGGCAAGGUGUGACCCACCGUGAACAUAAAUCACUUAAAGUUAAAAACAUGCCUACCAUCUUGUUACAGCCUGAUGCCAAUCAUCUUUUUCAAAAUUAAUAUUACAACAGAUUAUAAAGUGUUACAAAAGGGUUAAUGAAGUUUUUUACAAGCACUCUGCUCAGAUUUUUACCUUAAGAUGUUUGUGUUUGCAUGCAUUACUCAUAUCAGUAACAUGAAAAGUACACAUCGGCCCUCCAACCAAUUUUUAUGCCCACCCAGUGACGUAGCCAGAAUAUUUCUGUGGGGGGGGGGCAGUGUGGACCUGUGAUAUUAUGUGGGGGGUACAAGUAUUGUGAUUAGGGAAGAACCUUACGAUAUAAAUGGUUAUCUUACAGUAUGUGACCUCAGCCCGUUUGCUCUCAAAUAAUAAUGUAUAAAUCAAGUGAAAUUUCAAUAGUAAGUAAAUUCCAGUAAAUGGCUCAUCAUUUUAAAGCUUAAAAUGUGGAGAAUAAGAAUUUAUUAAACAGUCAAUUUUCAUUUGUUUGGCCACUGAUGCUGUUUUUGUUAUGGCUUUCACAAAUAAUUUUAAAUUUACAUCUGAUAAUUUAUUUACCUGAUGCCCUGUUGUUUUACUGAAAUUCAUGAAUGUGCCACUGAGCAGAAUAUUAUUCCGGAUAUCUGCUGCAAUAUAAAUAUUAGUGAUUGAACACUGAUAUAGAUAUCAUGUACAAACACUACUAUCACACACCACUAUUGUUCCAUAAAACAGGUUUGCUUGUUUAUGCGAU